This is a messenger RNA of Sipha flava (yellow sugarcane aphid), 874 nucleotides long. RefSeq names its product rab-like protein 3. The record is from RefSeq and is a predicted model, not a curated record. Gene Ontology annotation, molecular function: GTPase activity; GTP binding. Gene Ontology annotation, biological process: intracellular protein transport. The coding region runs from base 73 to 849 and encodes 258 amino acids. Gene Ontology annotation, cellular component: endomembrane system. The transcript is spliced from 5 exons. Lineage: Eukaryota; Metazoa; Arthropoda; Insecta; Hemiptera; Aphididae.
AACAAUUACUCCAAAUAUUUCUAUUAAACUUGCUUAAAUUUAAUAGAAUUAUUGUCUCUAAUUAAUUUUAACAUGGAGAUUUCAAUGGCUUCAACUGACAGUGUUAAAGUGUUGAUUGUUGGAGAUUCUGGAGUUGGAAAAACAUGUUUAGUGAAUCUUAUUAGCAAUAAUAAAGCAGUGAAAAAUCCAAAAUGGACAGUUGGAGUAACAGUUGAAAUAAAACUGUAUAAAUAUAUGGAAGGAACACCAAGACAACGAAAUUGUUUUGUAGAAAUGUGGGAUAUUGGAGGAAGUUCAAAUCACAAAAAUACUAGGGAUAUGUUUUAUAAUACUAUACAUGGUAUAAUUCUUGUAUAUGAUUUAACUAAUCUUAAAUCUAGUGAAAAUUUACACAAGUGGUUGGCAGAAAUUUUGAAUAAAGAUAAUAAUUCAAAGUAUAAAUGUACAGAUGGAUUUGAUAUGGAACAGCUAGUUGGCUCAAAUAGAGUACCUAUUUUAGUCUGUGGUACUAAAUUGGAUAUGGCUCCUGAACGUGGUAAGAAAUCACCUUCUACUGUUGCUGCAGAAUGUGGCGCUGAUGAAAUAUUAAUUAAUUGUCAUGACUCAAAAUCAUUGGAACCAAAUACAGUUGCAACUUCAAAGUUAAAUAAUUUUUUAGACAGAGUGAUACAAACAAAAUAUCCGAUUAGUAACUCUAGUCCAUUCAGUCAAGGUAUUUAUUCAAGACAACAUCAAUAUCCAUCACCCAAAAUUCCACAGUAUCCAAUAACUAGACAGAUAAUAUAUGAUGAUUUGCCAACAAUUAGUAAAAAUACAUUUUUCCAUAAUAAAACAAUACAUAAAGACUAAAUCAUUUACUAUUUACAUUUAUUAU